Orussus abietinus is the source of this 6204-nucleotide messenger RNA. It is a transcript of the gene RpII215, whose product is annotated as DNA-directed RNA polymerase II subunit RPB1. Gene Ontology annotation, biological process: transcription by RNA polymerase II. Bases 45 to 5765 code for a protein of 1906 amino acids. Gene Ontology annotation, molecular function: DNA binding. The transcript has 9 exons. Gene Ontology annotation, cellular component: RNA polymerase II, core complex. The record is from RefSeq and is a predicted model, not a curated record. NCBI's taxonomy places the organism in Eukaryota, Metazoa, Arthropoda, Insecta, Hymenoptera, Orussidae.
UCUAGUUUGUCAUACUGCACGACCGAGCUUGGGCUCCGUGCAAAAUGACUACGUCCGACUCAAAAGCCCCGCUCCGAACUGUCAAAAGGGUGCAAUUCGGUAUCCUUUCUCCAGAUGAAAUCCAUCGUAUGUCGGUUACCGAUGGGGGCAUACGCUUUCCCGAGACUAUGGAAGGUGGUCGUCCUAAGCUUGGAGGUCUUAUGGACCCUCGGCAGGGUGUCAUCGACAGAAAUACUCGGUGUCAAACUUGUGCUGGCAACAUGACGGAGUGUCCAGGUCAUUUUGGUCACAUAGAUCUAGCUAAACCUGUUUUCCACGUAGGUUUCAUCACAAAAACCAUUAAAAUUCUCCGAUGUGUCUGUUUCUUUUGCUCCAAGAUGUUAGUAAGCCCACACAAUCCAAAAAUUAAAGAAAUAGUUAUGAAAACCAAGGGACAACCUCGUAAACGUCUUACAUUUGUUUAUGAUUUAUGCAAAAGUAAAAACAUAUGCGAAGGUGGAGAUGAAAUGGAUAUCAAUAAGGAAGGACAAGAACAGCAACCUGCUGACAGAAGACCAGGCCAUGGGGGUUGCGGCAGAUAUCAACCGAAUCUUAGAAGGUCUGGAUUGGAUGUUUCAGCAGAGUGGAAACACGUGAACGAAGACUCACAGGAAAAGAAAAUUGUUUUGACUGCUGAGAGAGCAUGGGAGAUUCUGAAACACAUCACGGAUGAGGAAUCUUUCAUUCUGGGAAUGGAUCCUAAAUUUGCAAGGCCUGAUUGGAUGGUGGUCACUGUUCUGCCCGUACCUCCACUUUCGGUACGACCUGCGGUUAUCAUGUAUGGGUCUGCCAAGAAUCAAGAUGACUUGACCCAUAAGUUGGCAGAUAUAAUAAAGUCUAACAAUGAGCUUUUAAGAAAUGAGCAGGCUGGUGCCGCCGCGCAUGUAAUAUCAGAGAAUAUUAAAAUGCUACAAUUUCACGUAGCAACAUUGGUGGACAACGAGAUGCCUGGUAUGCCAAGAGCCAUGCAAAAAUCAGGAAAACCAUUAAAGGCGCUGAAAGCCCGAUUGAAGGGAAAAGAAGGUCGUAUACGAGGGAACCUUAUGGGUAAGCGAGUGGAUUUUUCAGCUCGUACGGUCAUUACGCCAGAUCCUAAUCUACGCAUCGAUCAAGUUGGCGUGCCUCGUAGCAUCGCACAAAAUUUGACUUUUCCUGAAAUCGUGACACCAUUCAAUAUUGACAAGAUGCAAGAACUUGUAAGGCGAGGAAAUUCACAGUACCCUGGUGCAAAAUAUAUAGUCCGUGACAACGGAGAGAGAAUCGACCUUCGCUUCCAUCCAAAGUCAUCGGAUCUUCAUUUGCAGUGUGGGUACAGAGUUGAAAGGCACAUUAGGGAUGGUGACUUGGUAAUCUUCAACAGACAGCCAACGUUACAUAAAAUGAGUAUGAUGGGGCAUCGUGUAAAAGUCCUCCCCUGGAGUACAUUCCGUAUGAAUCUGAGCUGCACUUCUCCAUAUAACGCUGACUUCGAUGGGGACGAGAUGAAUCUGCACGUGCCACAGUCCAUGGAAACUCGAGCGGAAGUGGAAAAUAUCCAUGUCACUCCCCGACAGAUCAUCACUCCUCAGGCUAACAAACCCGUUAUGGGUAUCGUGCAGGAUACGCUCACUGCAGUUAGAAAAAUGACGAAAAGAGAUGUUUUCGUUGAAAAAGAGCAAAUGAUGAACAUUCUCAUGUAUCUACCUAACUGGGAUGCUAAGGUGCCGCAACCUUGUAUCUUGAAGCCAAAGCCCCUCUGGACGGGGAAGCAAAUCUUUUCUCUGAUAAUCCCAGGGAAUGUGAACAUGAUUCGAACUCAUAGCACGCAUCCUGACGAGGAAGACGAUGGACCGUACAAGUGGAUAUCUCCCGGAGAUACCAAGGUAAUGGUCGAGCACGGUGAGCUGGUCAUGGGAAUCCUCUGCAAGAAAACCCUAGGUACAUCGGCAGGCUCUCUUCUUCACAUCUGUAUGCUUGAACUGGGGCACGAGGUCUGCGGCCGCUUCUAUGGUAACAUCCAGACCGUAAUCAACCACUGGUUGCUCCUGGAGGGCCACUCCAUCGGUAUCGGAGACACUAUCGCCGAUCCACAGACGUACCUCGAGAUCCAGAAGGCCAUCAGGAAAGCCAAGGAGGACGUGAUAGAGGUCAUCCAGAAAGCCCACAACAUGGAGCUCGAGCCCACUCCAGGUAACACUCUCAGACAGACCUUCGAGAACCAGGUCAACAGGAUACUGAACGACGCGAGAGACAAAACCGGAGGCUCCGCUAAGAAGUCCCUUACCGAGUACAAUAAUCUUAAGGCCAUGGUGGUGUCGGGCUCUAAAGGAUCCAACAUCAAUAUCUCUCAGGUUAUCGCCUGCGUGGGUCAACAGAACGUCGAGGGUAAGCGAAUCCCAUUUGGGUUCAGAAAGCGAACGCUUCCUCAUUUCAUCAAGGAUGAUUACGGUCCCGAGUCCAGAGGCUUCGUAGAAAACUCGUAUCUUGCUGGGUUGACUCCUUCGGAGUUCUAUUUCCACGCGAUGGGAGGUCGAGAGGGUCUCAUCGAUACCGCCGUUAAGACCGCCGAGACCGGAUAUAUCCAACGACGUCUGAUCAAGGCUAUGGAGUCCGUGAUGGUGCACUACGAUGGCACCGUAAGAAAUUCCGUGGGUCAAUUGAUUCAGUUAAGGUACGGCGAGGACGGGCUCUGUGGUGAGGCCGUGGAGUUCCAGAACUUGCCUACCGUUAAACUAAGCAACAAAGCCUUCGAGAAGAAGUUCAGGUUCGAUCCCACCAACGAGAGAUAUCUCAGGCGCAUCUUUAAUGAGGAUAUCGUCAAAGAGGUUACGGGGUCGGCCAGUGUCAUCCGAAGGCUCGAAGAGGAAUGGAACCAACUGAAUAAGGAUAGGGCAAUUUUACGAGAAAUCUUUCCCAGCGGCGAGUCCAAGGUAGUACUACCGUGUAAUCUGCAGAGGAUGAUUUGGAACGUUCAGAAGAUAUUCCAUAUUAAUAAGAGAGCUCCUACCGAUCUUAGCCCUAUAAGGGUCAUUCAAGGUGUCAAGGAUUUGCUGGAUAAAUGCAUAAUUGUGGACGGUGAGGACAGACUGAGCAAACAAGCUAACGAGAACGCCACGUUGCUCUUCCAGUGCUUGGUAAGAUCCACCCUGUGCACGAAAUGCGUAUCCGAGGAGUUCAGGUUGUCCGGGGAAGCCUUUGAAUGGCUUCUUGGAGAAAUCGAGACCAGAUUCCAGCAGGCGCAAGUUGCACCUGGAGAAAUGGUGGGAGCUCUGGCUGCCCAAUCUUUGGGUGAGCCCGCCACGCAGAUGACACUGAAUACCUUCCACUUUGCCGGAGUAUCUUCGAAGAACGUAACUCUUGGUGUGCCUCGUCUUAAGGAAAUCAUUAACAUCAGUAAAAAGCCAAAGGCACCCUCCCUGACAGUCUUCCUAACCGGAGCUGCAGCCAGAGAUGCCGAAAAGGCGAAGAACGUCCUUUGUCGCCUCGAGCACACCAAUUUGAGGAAAGUUACGGCUAACACGGCAAUCUAUUACGAUCCUGAUCCUCAAAACACUGUCAUUGCCGAGGAUCAGGAGUUCGUCAACGUUUAUUACGAGAUGCCGGACUUCGACCCGACCAAGAUUUCUCCAUGGCUUCUGCGUAUCGAACUCGAUCGCAAGAGGAUGACCGAUAAGAAGUUAACCAUGGAGCAGAUCGCGGAGAAGAUCAAUGCCGGUUUUGGUGAUGACUUGAAUUGCAUUUUCAAUGACGACAACGCUGAGAAGCUUGUGCUUCGCAUUAGAAUCAUGAACAGCGAUGAAAAUAAGUUUCAAGAUUCCGAAGAGGAAACUGUCGAUAAGAUGGAGGAUGAUAUGUUCCUUCGGUGCAUCGAAGCCAACAUGCUCAGUGAUAUGACCUUGCAGGGUAUUGAAGCAAUCGGCAAGGUGUAUAUGCACUUGCCACAGACGGAUUCGAAGAAGCGAAUCGUUAUCACGGACACUGGCGAAUUCAAGGCCAUCGCCGAAUGGUUGUUGGAAACCGAUGGUACCAGUUUGAUGAAGGUCCUCAGCGAGAGGGAUGUCGAUCCGGUUAGGACAUUCAGUAAUGACAUUUGCGAGAUAUUCCAAGUACUCGGUAUCGAAGCCGUGCGUAAAUCGGUCGAGAAAGAGAUGAACGCUGUACUGCAGUUCUAUGGUCUUUACGUUAACUACCGACAUCUCGCAUUGCUUUGCGACGUGAUGACUGCAAAGGGUCACUUGAUGGCCAUCACUCGACACGGUAUCAAUAGGCAAGACACGGGAGCGCUUAUGAGAUGUUCCUUCGAAGAAACGGUUGACGUUCUCUUAGAUGCUGCAUCUCACGCCGAGGUGGAUCCAAUGAGAGGUGUUUCGGAGAACAUUAUCAUGGGACAAUUACCACGCAUCGGAACUGGGUGCUUCGACUUGCUGUUGGAUGCGGAAAAAUGUAAAGCGGGUAUUGAGAUUCCCAUGGCAGUCGGCGGGGGAGUGAUGGGAGGCGCCGGGAUGUUCUUCGGCAGUGCCGCCACCCCGAGCAUGAGUCCACAGAUGACACCUUGGAAUCAGAUGGGGGCAACGCCUGGAUAUGGAGCUUCCAGCAUGUCGCCUGCGUUGGGAAGCGGUAUGACGCCAGGUGGGGCGUGCUUCUCUCCUUCGGGAGCGUCGGAUGCGUCGGGUCUCUCGCCAGCCUACUCGGCAUAUUCGCCGCAACCUGGCAGUCCAGGAAGUCCCGGUCCCAGUAUGAGUCCAUACCCGAUGUCACCAGCCGGUGGAGCUUCGCCGAGCUAUUCGCCAACGUCACCGGCGUAUCUACCCACGUCCCCGAGCAUGACACCUUCGAGUCCGAAUUAUUCACCAACCAGUCCGACUUAUUCGCCGACCAGUCCAAAUUACUCACCAACGAGUCCCAGCUAUUCCCCGACCAGCCCGAGCUACUCGCCAACGAGUCCCAGUUACUCGCCGACGAGCCCUAGUUACUCGCCGACGAGUCCAAGUUAUUCUCCAACGAGUCCAAGCUACUCGCCGACGAGUCCCAGCUACUCUCCGACGAGUCCUAGCUAUUCUCCGACGAGUCCAAGCUAUUCGCCAACCAGCCCGAGCUACUCGCCGACGAGUCCCAGUUACUCACCGACGAGUCCUAGUUAUUCGCCCACGAGUCCCAGUUAUUCCCCGACGAGUCCGAGCUAUUCGCCCACCAGUCCUAGUUACUCGCCAACUAGCCCCAGCUAUUCCCCCAGCUCGCCAAAUUACACGCCGGUCUCCCCGUCGUACUCGCCGACGAGUCCCAGCUACUCCCCUAGCUCACCUCAGUACUCGCCGGCCAGUCCCAGCUACUCGCCGAGUAGUCCGAAAUACUCGCCCACGAGUCCGAGCUACUCCCCGACGUCUCCGUCGUUCGCCGGGACUUCGCCCCAGUACACCCCCGCCAGUCCCACCUACUCGCCGACGAGUCCAACCUAUUCGCCGACGAGUCCGUCCUACUCUCCCAGUUCCCCGCAACAUACCGCGGCCGGCAGUACGAGGUACUCACCGUCGAGUCCGAACUAUUCACCCACGAGCCCUACUUACUCGCCCUCGAGUCCUCAAUACUCCCCGUCGAGUACGAAGUACUCGCCCACGAGUCCCACGUACACCCCGACAAGUCCCAACUACUCUCCCACUAGUCCUACCUACUCGCCACCCGUCCCAGGAUACUCGCCCACGAGUCCAACCUAUUCUCCAGCGUCGCCCUCCUACGAGACGGCCGACUGAUCUUCAGAUCGGGGGACUUAGUCGGCGAGAACAAAUUGAUCAAAGAUCACGAUUCCACUCGAAAUCGGACCCGAGUUCGCAUUUUCAUUUUCCGUUCCCUCCUUUCCCAUUACUUCUUGGAUUCGUCGGCGUCGAUUCGGCUGUUCCGUUGACCUGCUUAUUUUUUUUUAUAUAUCUCGGAAUCGAGAUUUAUCUCUUCUGAUUUUUUAAGAAGAGGGGUUAUUGUGUAUCUUAUCCAUAGACUAAUUGUAAGUUAUUUGAAUACGAGAUUCGGAGAUGUUUAAAUCACGCGAGACGAGAGUGUUUCGAUCACCGAGCCCAUUGUAACCUCGGGUGGCCGCGAGAAAGCGCGAUCCGCGAACGGAAUGUCUAUUUCCAUAUUAUACUAUUAUAGUAAUUUGUAUUAUGUACGUAAUUAAUAUAAGAGACUUCAAGAAAA